Colletotrichum siamense is the source of this 612-nucleotide messenger RNA. RefSeq lists its product as uncharacterized. Lineage: Eukaryota; Fungi; Ascomycota; Sordariomycetes; Glomerellales; Glomerellaceae. The transcript is spliced from 2 exons. The record is from RefSeq and is a predicted model, not a curated record. Bases 1 to 612 code for a protein of 203 amino acids.
AUGAAUGGCGACGUCGGCGACAAUGAGACAUGGAUUCCUUGUAACAAACUUGGAAUUACACAGGCAGGCGUAUUCUCUAGCUGCUGUAUGCUGGACGGGCCGUCUGAAUCGCGGGAUAUCUGUGACAAAAGUGGUUUUUGCAUCAACUCAGAAGGCCAGUUUCGCACAGGUCUCUGCACCGACAAAACUUGGAAAUCAAAGACUUGCGUUCAGGCAUGCAGCAACCAGGGGGGUGGAGCCGAUGUAUCCGACAUGGGGUUUCUGACCCCGUGCGAUCGGAAUUCUUCCACGUUCUGUUGUGGAAAAGACGACAUCUCGUGCUGCAAUAGCGAUCUCGCCGUCACGAUAGGUAUACAAGAGUCGGUGUGCACGGCCUCAGAGCCCACUCCCAACACCAGCAGCCAGAGGGCCUUCACACAGGCUGCUAUCGGUAUCGGAGUUGCGGCUGGUAUCAUUCUCAUGGUCGAAGCUCUUUCUGCACAGUGGCUUUGGAGGCAAAACCGAUGGAUCAAGCUCCAGAUGGUCCAGUCUUCAGGGACAAUUCCGCCUACAGAGCUUCAGACCCUGAUGCAAAACUCUAACAAAUCGCGACCAGACGGCUCGAAGGGCUGA